CACUGUUCGUUUUCCUCUCUCGUGGUAGUGAACUUGAAUUUCCUGUGAUGGACGAAACCCUCCGUGUUCCAGCGGAGGAUUGACCUGCAGAGGGUUUGGUAAAGGUGACACAAAAGUGAGUAGGUGCAUCCUAGAACUUUCAAAACAGAAAACACCUGCUUUUGGGGGACAAUGCUGAGGGACACUAUGAAAUCUUGGAAUGACAGCCAGUCAGAUCUCUGUAGCAGUGACCAAGAAGAGGAAGAAGAGAUGGUUUUUGGUGAAAAUGAAGAUGAUUUGGAAGAGAUGAUGGAUUUCAGUGAUCUGCCUACCUCCCUGUUUGCCUGUAGUGUCCAUGAAGCAGUAUUUGAAGUCCAGGAGCAGAAGUGCAUUUCUGGAAUGAGAAAAGGUUGUCUUGAAGAGACACUGGAGAGAAGAUAUGAUUAUCAGGAGAGAUUUGAAGCACUUUUCUCCCUCUAUGAUGACCAAGUUACAUUUCAAUUAUUUAAAAGCUUUAGAAGAGUCAGAAUAAAUUUCAGCAAGCCUGAAGCAGCAGCAAGAGCUCGAAUAGAACUCCAUGAAACAGACUUCAACGGGAAGAAACUGAAGCUGUAUUUUGCACAGGUGCAGAUGUCCGGUGAGGCCCGGGACAGAUCCUACCUGCGGCCACCACAGCCCACCAAGCAGUUCCUCAUCUCCCCGCCGGCCUCUCCUCCCGUGGGCUGGAAGCAGAGUGAGGAUGCAAUGCCUGUGAUCAACUACGACUUACUCUGUGCCGUUGCCAAAUUGGGACCAGGGGAGAAGUACGAACUGCACGCGGGAACCGAGUCCACCCCCAGCGUGGUGGUGCACGUCUGUGAGAGCGAAACCGAGGAGGAGGAAGAAACGAAAAACCCCAAACAGAAAAUAACCCAGACUCGGCGCCCGGACCCUCCGACUGCAGCGCUGAGCGAGUUGCAGACCUUCGACUGUGCGCCCUGAGGCGGCUGCAGGCCUGGGGCGGGCGGAGCCCGCUUUCCCUGUUUGAAUUUGCCUGAUGUCCUAAAUGGCACUGUAAAGGGUUAGGCCCAAAAUGUAACAACUCAUGACCUUUUUAAACAGUAGCAAUUUAGGACAAUGCCUCUCCCCUCCCCGCCAACUUUAGUGUCUGAUUGCAUAUAGCACGAGGUACCGAAAAUCAGAGUUAUAAUCACCCAGCGCAGUAGCAUUUUUACAAAUUUAAAACAUCUUCAAUUUUAAUAACCUGGUGUGGGUAUUUUUGUACUGGUAUAAUAGCUUCUAACUAAUAUAUUGAUGAAAGGUGAUUGUUCAGUAUAUGUGACAUUUUUUGCCCUAAAAGAAAUUCAGAGUAAUUCUCAAAAAUGCAUAAAACUCAUUUUCUCAAGUAUUUUCAUUAGCUUUGGGGAAGAACUGCCAAAUCCACUCUGAUCACCAGAACUGAACGGCACAAGUCCAAGUGUGUGCUGUAUGUAAUGUGCAUUUGGUCACUUGUAGUCUUUACUUUAGAAAAUGUAAUGAUAAGAUUUUCUGAAGACCAUUUUUUAAAUGUUUCCAUCUAAACAUCUUCAGCCUGCUUAGGAAGCAAAGUCAUACUAUUUUUUUAUGAAUUAGGGGAUGAGGGGAGAGAUCAUGCUUUUCUUUUUGGGUGACUUUUUUUUAACCUUGACUUGUAGUUAACAUUUUUCUCUAAAAUGCAAUUGUUUCCUGCUGGUGUCUCCGAAUGUAUAUCUGAGUGCUCGCUUUGGCAGCACAUAUAUAAAAUUGGAACGAUACAGAGAAGAUUAGCAUGGCCCCUGUGCAAAGAUGACACGCAAAUUUGUGGAAUGUUCCCUUUUUUUUUUUUUUUUUUUAAUGUAUAUCUGAACCUCCUAAGGUAGCAGAGAUCUUUUAGUGCUUUGGGGUCUGUUCAGAUGGUAACCUCUCACAUAAAAAUCUCAUGAUUAUGGCUGUUUGCUUUGGGCCACCUGGCUCUGUCGUUUGUGUGGCAGAUGCUGGGAGCUCCCUGGUAUCUCUGGGAAGGGCUUGCAUUUCAUUUAGAACUAAUAAACCAAAGUGGCUGUCACUGCAAAGAAAAGUGGAAAAAUUCAAGCUAUGGUGUCUGUAUAUUUUUGGUAAUGUGUUACUGUGAUUUAGUUUUCAUUAUGGUAGAAUUUAUUUCUUAGGAUAUAAACUACACUGCAGGCCAUGGAUUUAGUGGUUCUGCUGCCUGCCUCACAAUCACAAGGUCCCGAGUUUGAUCCCCAGUACUAAAAAAAAUUAAAAAACAAACAAAUAAACUGCACUGCAUGCACACACAAAUACAAGUUUCUCUUUUCCUUGCCAUCAAAUAUUGUGAGAUGAUAAACUUCUGUUUUAUAUAUUCACCACCGCUAAGCCUCAAUGUAAAUUCAUUUGAAAUUUACAACUCAUAAGCAACUAAUUUAUUAAAUUCAGAUCGUCGCUUGUCAAUUUAACUGACAGCCACUCAAUUUAUUUUGCAAUUUUUUUAGGUGGAACUGUUCUGUGUUGUCCAGGUUGGUCUUGAACUCCUGGACUCAACUAAUCCUGAGCUCCGGGACUGUAUGUGCACCCGAUUCAACUUUGUAACUGUGGACGUAGAAUUUUGCCUCUUUUUGAUUGCAGGAUAGAUUUAUCUGUCUGUCAAGAAAUAUAGACUGGGGAUUUAGCUCAGUGGUUCCGCUGCCUGCCUCCCAAGCUCAAGGACCUGAGUUUGACCC
Fukomys damarensis (Damara mole-rat) is the source of this 2696-nucleotide messenger RNA. RefSeq names its product RCAN family member 3 (gene Rcan3). Gene Ontology annotation, molecular function: calcium-dependent protein serine/threonine phosphatase regulator activity; nucleic acid binding. The transcript is spliced from 6 exons. NCBI's taxonomy places the organism in Eukaryota, Metazoa, Chordata, Mammalia, Rodentia, Bathyergidae. Gene Ontology annotation, biological process: calcium-mediated signaling. Gene Ontology annotation, cellular component: cytoplasm; nucleus. The record is from RefSeq and is a predicted model, not a curated record. The coding region runs from base 172 to 960 and encodes 262 amino acids.